AUGAGCGACGGCAAGAAAACAGACGAAAUUCUCAAGACCAUCAAGAACAAGCAGCGGCGGCAGAAGGUGUUUGCCGCGCUCCAGGCGGAGAAGUCCAAGGAAAGACACAAGGCCCGAGCUGCGAGAGCAAAAGAGGAGAGAGAAAACCCGCAACUUAAAGCCGAGCGUCUCGCGGCCAACGUGCCGGAAACCAUCGAGUCGAAGCGUGUGUACGACGAAACAAUUGCCGACGAGGUGGAGGGAGAAGACGAGUUUUUCGAGCUUUUCAACCGCACGCAGAGAGACCCAAAAGUGCUUCUCACCACGAAUGCCGGCGCCAAAAAGAACGCCUACGAGUUUGCAGAUAUCCUCAUGGAGUUUGUGCCCAACGUGACGUUUGUCAAGCGCAAAAGAGAGUACCUGAUGAAGGACAUGGCCCAGUACUGCACCAACAGAGACUUUACCGAUUUGAUAGUCAUCAACGAGGACAAGAAGAAAGUCAACGGGCUUACAUUCAUCCACUUGCCCGAGGGCCCCACUUUCUACUUCUCCGUGUCGUCUUUGGUCACCACAGAGCGCAUCAAGGGCCAUGGCCGUGCCACAUCGCACAUUCCAGAACUUAUUCUCAACAACUUCAACACACGGUUGGGUAAGACGGUCGGCCGUCUUUUCCAGGCGAUAUUCCCUGCGCAACCCGAAAUCCAAGGUCGCCAGGUGCUCACAUUGCACAACCAGCGAGACUACAUUUUUUUCCGAAGACACCGGUACGUUUUCCGCAAUGAGGAGAAGGUAGGGUUGCAGGAGUUAGGACCACAGUUCACGUUGAAGUUGCGCCGGUUGCAAAAGGGUAUCAAAGACGAGGUGGAGUGGGAGCAUAGACCGGACAUGGAGAGAGACAAGAGAAAGUUUUACCUCUAG
Molecule: messenger RNA, 897 nt
Organism: Clavispora lusitaniae ATCC 42720
Lineage: Eukaryota; Fungi; Ascomycota; Pichiomycetes; Serinales; Metschnikowiaceae
Gene: RPF1
Product: rRNA-binding ribosome biosynthesis protein
Biological process (GO): maturation of LSU-rRNA; maturation of 5.8S rRNA
Cellular component (GO): preribosome, large subunit precursor; nucleolus
Molecular function (GO): rRNA primary transcript binding
Source: RefSeq, a predicted model, not a curated record